AUGGGCAAACCACAGCGACCCGAUAUGGAGCCUGAUGCUGUGGUUGCUGGCUGGGAUGCUAUUCAUGUGGCCACGGUGUUGGAGGACUGUGUGGAUCAGCUCUGUGUGCUUGGACGCAUCAUGCCAGCGUCAUAUGAACUGAAGCCAAAUGUUGUGGGGAUUGUCCGGGAUGAACUCACUCAGCUGGUUAACCAUCAGCUAGAGCUGGAAAACAAAUAUCAGUCAGUCCUUUUUAAAAAGAUGGAGCUCAUAGGCAAAACAAAGAAUCAUGAAAAGCUUCUGGCUGCAGAGAAAGAAGUUCUUAGUGCAGGUGGAGAUCUUAAAAAUUCUACUCAAGUUUUUCAUCGGAGCUUGCGUCAAAGUCCCCUGACUGCAGACAAUCUUAUAAAAGUUCAGAAAGACAGGGGAUAUGUGGAACAGAUUGUGAGUGACACAAUGGCAGAUCUUGUACAGAGAUGCAGUUUUCAACCUUUGUUGAAGGCCGUUACAACAGAGAAGCAACACAAGGCAUCACAUGAACAGACAAUACAGAGUGAACAAGAAGGGAGAAAGAGAAUAAAACAGUUGCAGAAGGAAAUACAAGAUGUGAAAAAAGAACAUGAGAUAGAAAUUCAGCACAGAAUAGAAAUGAUAUCUCAUCUUAAAGAUCAACUGCAGGAAAUGAAAGCCAAAACAGGCAUGGAAAACAAAUAUGUCAGAAAGUGUGCAGACGCUGCUGUGGCACAAACUCAGAAACGUUGCUUCCUGGCCGAGAAAAAGAAGAAAGACCAAACAGAGAGACUGCAGAGAAAGAUUGAUGAAGAGAACAGAGCUCAUCAGGAAAUUAUAUCCUUCCUCCAUUCUCAUAAAUCUGAACUGGAUAAAAAACUGGAGUUCUGGAGUGAGAAAUAUGAGGUUGACAAGGAGGCCAAACAGAAAGAACUGGAUACACUCAAGCAGACCAAGGCUAAGGACCUGGAGAAGCUGCAGGAACUGACCAAACUGUACAAAGAGUAUGAAAUGAUAGUGGUUGAAGACAGAAUAGAGAAGGAGAAAGCUAGAAGAAAAUUGGAUUUGGAAUCCAUUGAGCUCAAAGCAGCAAUAAAA
Candidula unifasciata is the source of this 1086-nucleotide messenger RNA. The record is from the annotation of a GenBank genome assembly. NCBI's taxonomy places the organism in Eukaryota, Metazoa, Mollusca, Gastropoda, Stylommatophora, Geomitridae.